Messenger RNA from Cydia amplana, 1436 nucleotides. RefSeq lists its product as uncharacterized. The transcript is spliced from 8 exons. NCBI's taxonomy places the organism in Eukaryota, Metazoa, Arthropoda, Insecta, Lepidoptera, Tortricidae. The coding region runs from base 117 to 1421 and encodes 434 amino acids. Gene Ontology annotation, molecular function: protein binding. The record is from RefSeq and is a predicted model, not a curated record.
GUGAAUCCAAGUGCCUUACAACAUUUCAUCAUAUCAUUUCAUAAAUAAGCAUGCUUGUAAGUACAUAGAAGAUUUUGUGCCUCAUGGAGUAACAGGAAACAGACUCAGAACUGGAAAUGGAUAUUCAAAUUCAACAAGUAGAAGAACGUAGCAAUAGUGCAAUAAUAAACUCCUUGAAUGCGGACUGCUGGCGCCUCAUCUUAGACUAUCUAUCAGUUAAGGAGCUCCUGCAGACCGAGCUGACAUGCAGAGAUUGGCAGAAGUUGAUGCUCGAUCACAUAUCACAUCGGCCAAUCGUUAUCCACAGUAUGGAAAUAGACGAGAAUACCCUAAUAUUAAGACAAUCGAGUGACGCCUGGUGUUCGUUCAAACGAUGGGCGAGGAAAUGUGGCCGCUCCGUCCAGGACUUCGACAUGGACUGUAAACAUUACAAGGAUGUCGUGGAGACCCUUAGAGACUACUGCCCGAAUUUACUAGGCCUUAAGCUGAGCAGGUUAAAAAAGAAACUGUCGCCGACCAACGCGCUCCACUUUCAGAAACUUCAAUGGCUCGUAUUCGACUGUUGCGAUGAGGUGACAGACGAUUGCGUCAGUCAAUUCUUAACGGAUAGCUUAGAGGAAUUACGAAUUACAUAUAACAAGCGAGUCACGGGGCGAUUUCUUAACAAUUUGAAACCUGUUAAUAACAUGAAAAGUCUCGCAUUAAAACACUGUAGGGCCUUGAGAUUUCCAUUUCUGCUCUCCGUCGCAGAUCGUUUAAGCAACCUCACCGUAUUGGAGCUGUGGAAACGGAAUCGUAGCAAAAUAGAAAUUAGGGAUAAACUACAUUUGCUAUUUGAGAAAAUGCCUUAUUUGAGGGAAAUAGAUAUAGAAAUCUACGAUAUGCUGAGAAGGCCGGACGAAGAGCGCCGUCGGACAGAGAGCAAUGUGUUUUUCGAGUCGAUAUGUAGACUGAAGAAGUUGGGUCGUGUGAACGCGAAUUUUCAAGUGUGGGACAACCAUCUUGAGGCUUUAGCGAGCAGUUGUAAGGAACUGAUGGCAGUCGACUUGAUAUGCAAUCACAUAACGCGGCGCGGUCUGGACGCGCUGUGCCGCCACGUGGGGCCGCGCCUGCUGGAGCUGAACCUGGCCGAGAGCCUGCUCACGGACGACGACGUGGCGGCCUGUGUGUACGCGUGCCCCAAACUACUGUCCCUGGACCUGUCGGAUUGUCCGGCGCUGGAGUGGGCGGUGCGGCGCAUCGCGCAGGCGCGGCGCGACAUGCGGCGCGACCACAAGUUCGCCGCCGACACCUUCCUGCGCAUGCCGCUGCCCCUCACCAUGAGCCGGUGGGACUUUUACGGGGACGCAGAUGAUUACAAGGACGUCGUCGAGGUGCGUUUUAAUAGCGACGGUUAUUCCAGCGUCGAACGUCAAUACUGAACCUUCAGACCACAA